AUGUCAACAAGGCGGCCAAUUGAUUUUGAUACAGACAGAAGAAGAGUAAGAUCACGAUCAAGAGGAAAAGUUCUCGAGGAGGAUCAUCCGUCUAAACCGGAUCAGGGCUAUCAAGGAGAGCGCGGGAGGGCGCGGCCAAACUUUCAAAAUGCAGAAAGAGAAAUUGCAGAAUUAGAAGACACAGUCAGAAGCUUGAAUAUGAUUGAUCCGAAGCCUUCUCCAGCGAUCAGUAUUGGAACAACAAGUUCGAUGACUAAUGGAUCUGGAAUUCGAUCGAGAAUUCCAGUGCCAGUUUCAAGGCCGAAAUUUGAAAGUACCCAGAAAGAGCCUCGAAAGCUCCCUCCUCUCCUUCCCCAAAACUCGGAAGAAAAACGCGAACCCGGGCCGCCCCGAUUUCGCCCACCAGAAGUCGACAUCAACAGCUUGAUGAACAAAUUCUCCAAAAAAGAGCCCGUCCAACCAGCUGCGAAAAAGCAAGAAAUCCUCCAGCGGCACAAAGACCUUGUCUCAACACAUCUUCCAAAAAAUCAACCAGCAGAGAAAUUUCCUUCGCCACCCACGACUCCGAAGCAGCCUCCUUCGGGAUUUCAACCAGUCGGGAAUUCAAAACCGCGGCCGUUUGGUUUUUACAACCCUCCAUCCGCAGAAACAACAGUUCCUGAGCCGCAGAUUACAAAGACAAUUCCGUCAUUCCAUGAGCAAGAGAUGCAAAGUCCUGACAUCUCAAGGGGUGCGCAAGAACACGAACAGCAAGUGCCAGAAAUUAAGGGGGAAGAAGAAGAGAAGGAUUUUGAAGAGUGGAAUGAGCGAUACAAAGAUGUACGGGAGGAACACUUGAGCAUUUUUGAGGAACAAGAGCAGAUGUUUCAGGAGUUGAAAGAACAAGAAGAAGAAUCGCUUAGAGAAGAAUCCGAACAUCACGACAUAGAAUAUCAAAAACGUCUUCAUCAGGAUCUGGCAGCGAUGGAAACGCUCGAUUCAAAUCCAAUUACUUUGCGCAGCAUCGCGGCUUCCGAAAAGCAACCCGAGCCGCAGCCGACAAAGGUCUCAAAACACAGCGAUUCGGGAUACAAUUCCGUUUCCAAGACUUCCAGUUUUCGGGCUUACGAGUCAAGUCGAAAUUAUGAGCAGGGUUCAUCGUCCGUCGGAGUCCGAAAUUUCACGAGUAAAACAGAGAAUUUUGCUGUAACUCAAAAAGCAGAUCAGUCAAAAUUAGAUCCCCCGUUGCAGAGAACCGGCGAAUCAAAAAGCUCUCCAUGGCGCUCCAACCAAUCAAAAUCCUUUGAAGAAAAAGUUCAAGUCAGACAACGGCCAACGAUGAGCUUUGACCCUCCAACCACUAGUUCAAUUCCCGCCAGGAGCAGCACUUUUUCACCAGCUUCAGCGAGUAGAUUCGGUCAAAAACAAUCGAUUGAUGAUUUGAUCAAAAAAUUUCACCCAAGGUCGGUCAAAACGCAGCCGCAAAAAGCUGCAGAUUGGAUGCCUCCUACUUUGCAGAGAAUCAAGAAAAAACCCUGCGUGAAGAGCCGAGUCUCUGCGUUUGAAAACAUUUCCGAGGACCGGCCGGCAAAUGAUCCGCCUCAGCAGCAGGUCUUCAAUUAUCGAAGAUAG
Messenger RNA from Oikopleura dioica, 1611 nucleotides. NCBI's taxonomy places the organism in Eukaryota, Metazoa, Chordata, Appendicularia, Copelata, Oikopleuridae. The record is from the annotation of a GenBank genome assembly.